Messenger RNA from Paramormyrops kingsleyae, 8078 nucleotides. RefSeq names its product PDZ domain-containing protein 4-like. The record is from RefSeq and is a predicted model, not a curated record. NCBI's taxonomy places the organism in Eukaryota, Metazoa, Chordata, Actinopteri, Osteoglossiformes, Mormyridae. Gene Ontology annotation, molecular function: protein binding.
UGUAGGUUUCUGUUGCAUGCAGGAGAAUCGAGGCAGGGAGCAGGCGUGAUGCGGGGCCUGCGUGGGCUGCCGGGGUUUCUGUGGAGGGACGGCUACACCGCCGCGCUACGCCGCCGCGCUUUGCCACGCACGGAGGGACCCUGCUCCCCGUCUAGCCUGCGGGCGCUCUCACAGGAUUUCCACCCUAUUUAUUCUUGCUUUUCAUCCUCAUUUCUCAUGAGCAUCCUUCAUCACAGUUGUAAGAUUUCCCUGUACUUGACAAAUUAACUGGAUUUUUAAUAACCUGACAGACCAAAAAAGCAAUUUUUAUGGGCAGUUUGGUGCUUUGACCAUUUGUGAUUUUCAGUGCUCUGCAAAGCAGGAUUAAUUAAACAGCCCUGUGAAGACUAAUUUGCAAUCAUUAGGAGGGUGGACAGGAAGGAGGACAGGUGGUCGUCCCUUUAAAUACCUUUCAACCCUCCCUCCCUCUUCGCUGCAGGUACAGAUGUGGGAAGGACAUUUUCCCACUUAUCUCCUUUGGAUUUCAUUGUCUUUUUGAUGGGACUGGAGAAACAGAAGAGAUGAAGUGUUGAAGUCUGUUGCUCUGGUUUGGUGACUGACAGAGAGAUUCAUUUCUCAUUUUGUGUCUGUCUGCAUACCUGCUUGUGGCAUUUCAAAACCAUCUCUUUCUUUUUCUCUUUUUUUUGUCUCUUUGAGUACACAACCCAUUUGCAUUGCCUGUGUGUUUCACAUGAACUGUUAGUAGUGGUAAGGUGAGGGUUUGGCACUAAGUCAUCCUUUCCUGUUCAGGAGAAAGAUAACAGUGGGUGAGAGGUGGGUAAUUUUUUUGUUUGUUUAGCACCUGAUGUGUCUGAGACAAACACACAUGCACACAAAUGCACAAUUCAGUUUUACUUCUGCAGUGACUGACAAUUCACAUUUUCUUAACCUUUUAAUGUCUGUAUGUAUGAGAGAGGAUUAAAUCUAAUAAAAGCAGUAGCAGAUCGCUGAGUUUCACACUGAAGGAAAGACCUGAACAAGGUUUAACCCAGCACCUGUUUGCUACAAAGGUGAAAAAGGAGACUGUUCUCACUGAUAUCCUGACUGUUUCGGUUUUUUGAAGGAUUAAGAUUACACUCUGAGGUUCGGCUGCAUUGCACACGGCAAACAGAGAAAUAUACUUUAUUCUGCUGUACACCCUUUUACGUGGAUUGAAAUAUAAAUGCCAGUGCAGAUUAGAAAGUUAAAACUGUUGUUUUGGAAUAGAUUUAAAAUGAGGCAUUGUAGAUAAUUAAUACGAGUCAAAAGAAAAAAGAAAAAUCAGAACAGACAUAUUGCACAUAAACAUAAAUAUUAUCACUGGGUUAAAUACAGAUUUUACAGGUAAAAGAAACAGAUCAACAAGGAAGCAAUUUUUUAUUUUUUUUUGUAGUUUGUGUUAUUCUGUGAUUGGUAGCAGGCACAUAAAUGAUUCUUUUAACAUAUUCUGUUAGUUCUUUCAGACAAGGGAUUGUUUUAAGCCUCCUGGAUCAAUGUCAUGACUUGGGUGUGCAUUGUGUUUCCCUGGUAAGCAGAAAUCAAGAGGCAGGCUUUCCUAUUUAGCCCGAGAUAACGGAUUUUACAUCAUGACAGCCACACGUAGCAAGUGCUUAUUUUGUUAUCACCAUAUAUUUUCCUGGAUUUCGAUUUUGUCAUUGACAGAUUGAAUAAUUCAUAGAAGUUCUAGCUGAUGGGUUUUUGGCUGAUUAAACUGACGCAUACAAGCUACAAGUUAAACCGUGAUUCAAUUACAGUGAGGGCAAUAAGUCACUGCUGCAAAUAUGGAAUGUACACUUCAUCUGGAAUAUUGAUUUGGAAAACAUCAAGUUAAACAUAUGUAAGCACUUGAGUAGAGGACUGAGUAAGUCCAACAGAGCACAGUAAAUUGCAGUGGGACAGGACUUAAAUGUACACUAACGUUAAAUAAAGUAAAAGCCUUUCUGACUGUGAUCAUGUAAACUGAUGUUUAAAUUCAAGAGCUAUAAGGAUUUUAACCAUUGUACUGAGAGAAAAAGGUAUAGAUGGUAAAUAGCUAUUGAUUAACCUGAUUAAUUGGUCUACUUAAAGAUUAAAAGGAACCACAGCAACAGUGACUCUGGAACAUCAACACAAAAAACAAAUGUGACAUUUUAUGAAAAUUCUGUAGUAUUUUUAGCAAAUGAAGCAGCGGGUGAAGAACAAACAUUUGACGGAUUAUUUCUCUGUUGAUUUACUCUUAAUCCGACAGAGGAAAUCCAAACAGCGGCUGUCUGUUUGCAGAAAGCCAUCACUAAGGUGCUAAAUGAAAAUAUCACUCUGUCCUGCAAAUCACUAGUGUAUUCAGAUAACAGGGGUACAGUGUACUGUAGAAAGCCCAGUGACAUUAUUAAAUGUAAUUGUAAAGGAAUGUGAAUAUUUUGCUUGCCAGGUUGUAAGGGUCCGAAGACCAAAUGUAUAAAAAGUAUAUGAACGAGCAUUGAAAGUCUUAAAUGGUCACAUCUGAAUAAGUAUAUGACCUUUGGGAAAUGGAGCUGGGACUGUGGGAAAUGUAAAUACGUAAAGCUUUGCCUGAUUUGUGAGCCCACCUGUGUCUCAGUCUGAAUCCACCUCUCCAAUAGCCUCACUCUUUCAUUUUCUACCACUUUCUCAUCCAUAAAUUUCUCCACACUUUUUUUCAAACCAAAGCCAGCAAACAGACCUCUAAAACUAAUUGAACGCAGAUCCACAUGCGUGAAAUGCAAGCAGCGUGUUGCUGUGUUUAUCCCAGUGAAGGAAGUCGACUUCAUGGAGACACACACAUCAUGAUAAUGCUGGAGCACCUCCCAGCUAAAGAUGUGCUUCUCAUUAACUGCAUCUGUCUCUCAUAUCUUGUAUUUAGAUAAGUAUUUGUAUUUAAAUUUAAGCUGCAGGACUAGUUAAGACACCAGCUAAGGGACUGGGAAUCUAACAACACAGAAUUACAGUUUCCAGUAUGUUAAUACGCAGAUUAUGUGAACACUUUUCGAAACAAUUUCAAUUUGAUGAUUAUUCUUGAGUAAGAAACAAGAUAAGUGGCUGUCAGAGGACAGAAGAUGGACAACGGUGGAGAACAAUAACAAGGACAAUAGCAAAUCAGUCUUAGUGGGAUAUUGUUUAAUCUUGGGGUGCAGACAAACUCACACAUCACACCCCAUCACACCCGGCUUCCGGGAGAAAUUUACAGUUGCACAACUGGAUUACUUGCAGGCCUGGACAUUUUAUGGACUUUAAUGAGUGAAUUGGAGGACUCUUGUCUCUGAAGAGGAAGAAAGCAGAGGAUUCAUAUCUCUGGUCUGGUUUGGACUUCACUGGCUUCAAGGCACAAUGGGGUGCAACAUGUGUGUGAUGCAGAAGCCGGAGGAGCAGUACAGAGUCAUGUUCCAGGUUAACGGGAAGGAGCUGUCCCGGCUGUCUCAGGAGCGGCCCGCUGGGAGCCUACGUGCCAUGCGGGACCCUCUCCUCAUCCAGGUGGUACGCAGGGGGCCCAGGAGAAAAGGGAGCAGCGGGGGGCCGAUGGUCACCACCGGGGCGGCGAUGGUGAGCGACUGCACGGACAGCAGCACCCAGACCGACAUCAGCUUCCAGCACAUGCAGAGUGUGGGCAGAGCAGGUCACUCCCGCGCUGGGCCCCCACUGCCUCCUCCUUCUCCUCCACUCCAUCCUGUCCUGGAGCCGUACCUGCUGAAUGACCUUCCCCACCUACAGCAGGACUACUAUGACCCCAAUGACUACUUUGACAGCUCUCACCACGAGGUUGACAGACAGGAUGAGUUUGAAUAUGAGGAGGUAGAGCUGUACAAGUCCUGUCAACAGGACAAGCUGGGAUUGACUGUGUGCUACCGCACUGACGAUGAGGAGGAUCUGGGCAUAUAUGUUGGAGAGGUCAAUCCCAAUAGCAUAGCUGCAAAGGACGGCCGUAUCCGAGAAGGAGAUCGAAUACUGCAGAUCAAUGGAGUGGACAUACAAAACAGGGAGGAGGCAGUAGCGAUCUUGACCCGAGAGGACAGCACCAACAUCUCCCUGCUGCUCGCUCGGCCUGACAUGGAGAAUGACAACCAGUUAGAUCCAGAUGAGCUGAACUUGGACAGGCAAGCUGCAAUGAGCGCGGAAGUCCAAGCCCUAGACAACGCUGCCCACCUGGCCAGCCCCCAAAGGCCGAGAAAAGCCGGCAUACACCGGGCCGGGGGGCAGCUGAGCCGGUGUGGUGAGGCGGUGGGCUGCAGCCGGAGCCCCUACAGGGAGACGCCAGCCCUGAGCCCCAAUCCCCUCAGCAACAGCCAGGAGCUGGACAGCGGCGUGGGACGCACGGACGAGAGCACCAGGAAUGAGGAGUCCUCGGAGCAUGACCUCCUGGGGGACGACCACACCAGCGCCUCCAACACGAAUGCCACCAACACGCCCGGCAGCAUGCGCAAGUUUAUUGGCAGCAGGGGGGACACCCCACCCCUGCUUCACUCCCGGGAGCUUCACUUCAGCACCGACUCGCUCCUGGGGCUGGAGGGCGGAAGUGGGGGAGGCUACAGCCACGAUCCAGCACUGAUGAUGCCGGGGCUGACCGAGGAGGAGUGUGAGAGGUACCGCGAGCUCCUGGAGAUCAAGUGUCACUAUGAGAAGAACGGGAAUGCGCUGCUGAUGCUGGGUCGCGGGGUAGGUGGGGGCGGGGCUGGGGUGGCGGGCAGGCUGGAUGUCAACCGCAAUGAGAGCCUGGUGCAGCACGAGAUGGCUUUGCUGGAGGAGGAGCUGCGCCACCUGGAGUUCAAGUGCCGCAACAUCCUGCGAGCGCAGAAGAUGCAGCAGCUGCGCGAGAGGUGCAUGAAGGCCUGGCUGCUGGAGGCAGCGGUGGCGGGCAGGGCCCACGGAGCCACUGAGCCAGGGGUCGCAGAGGACCCCUCACACCACGAGCUGUCCGACAUCACGGAGGUGCCGGAACGGGAGCGCUCGGACAAGGACAGCAGCAGCGCAUACAACACGGGGGGCGAGAGCUGCCGCAGCACGCCCUUAGCCAGCGAGCUGCUCACCCCCCACUGCACCCAUGAGGACGAGCCCCGGGACCUUUCAGCCAGCGCCAGGCACACGGAGAGGGCAGGCCAGGCCAGCAACCUUAACCAUUCCUAUUUCCUCAGCAUGAACAGCAAGAGGGCUGUGCAGGAGGGUGACGAGGACAUGGCCAAGUUCCGAUCUCUGUCCCAGGAUGACAGUGCUAGGAGGGGUUCUGAAGUAGGACUGAGGAGGAGCCCUAAGGGCAGCGGGACGAUGGACAGGCGGGGUGGGCGCAGCGCCGACAACAGCCCCUACUUCUCCCGGCGUCAGCAUGUGGCCAAACCGCCAGCACGCUAUCAGAGCUGCGUGCAGCUGAGGUCCCCUUCAGCUCCCAUGGACCUCACAGUGGAUGGUGAGGAGGCCACAGCCGAGGAAGAACAUGAUGGCCAGCUCAACCCGAACCCACUGAGCACCAGCGCAGAGGCUGUGGAGAGCAGGCGGGCCCCACUGCCGUUAGCCCUGCCCCCUGUGUCCCCGCGCAUGGAGUGGAAGGUGAAGGUGCGCAGUGACGGCUCGCGCUACGUGGCCAAGCGGCCUGUGAGGGACAGGCUGCUGAAGGCGCGGGCCAUGAAGAUCCGAGAGGAGCGCAGCGGCACCACGACGGACGACGACGCCAUCAGCGAGAUGAAGAUGGGCCGCUACUGGAGCAAGGAGGAGCGCAAGCAGCAGCUGAUGCGUGCCCGCGAGUACCGGCGCCGCCGCGAGUUCAUGAUGCAGAGCCGCCUGGAGUGCCUACGCGAGCAGCAGGGCGCCACCGGCGCCGACAGGGCCGGCCAGCAGGGGGCUCCACAGGAGGCCAGCAUUCUGGAGCUCAGUCAACGAAAGAGUAUGAAGAAACGCAGCAGGAGGAUCCUGGACAACUGGAUCACCAUCCAAGAGCUUCUAGCUCACGGCAGCCGCUCUGCGGACGGAAAGAAAGUGUAUAACCCCCUCCUGUCGGUGACUACUGUGUGAGAAAGGAAGGAAAUAUGCAAAGAGACAUGAUAGAUGAAAGACUAGAAGGAGGACAGGCAGCCUGUGUAAAGGGCAGGUGCCGUGCUAAAGCAGACACCCUGCUGGGGUAGAACCGACUGACCGUAUGGUGGUGACCCAUAAACAAGGACAUUUACUGGCCUUAAAAAUUAAGCAUUCGCUUACCACUGUGUUUUAUCUGUUACCUGGGCAACCAAUCAACCACUUACGGAUACAUUUAUCCAAGGAGGUAACAUUAAGCUCCAGAGGAGCUGGCGGAGGAGCUCAGUGAUGUGUAGACACAGGCGGAGCUGCUCAGUGAUGUGUAGACACAGGCGGAGCUGCUCAGUGAUGUGUAGACACAGUGCAGAGGGACCCAAGGAUGCAGCCAGAGCCCUAUUAACAUGCAUCGCAGGCUAAAAGCACAAACUGAUCAUAUUUACCGGAGAACGUCACAUGUGAAUUACCAUUAACAUCUUGCUAUUAAUAUUGAAAUGAAAGUCAAGCCUUCAGCAAGAAAUUUAAAUGAUCACUAGAGCACACAGGGACUCUGGGGGCGUUACAGACUCCUAACAGUGACUUCUGAUCUGAUUAGGAUUCUGUAUCUGGCUGCAUAUCAAUGUAGCUUAAUGUCGUUAUGGCAUGCUAUCGGGUCAAAUAGGCCCUUUCGUGAGAAAAUAAGCCAAACAGGAAGGGAAAGGACCAUGGUCCACUUCACGUAAGGAAGCAGGUGCUUAGACCUUAAACCUUUAAAGUUUACAAUCAUUUAAGACUGUGGAGAACUAAAGAAAUAUGAUGAUUCCAGGGUUAGAGAUGUUUGUGAUAGCAUAUGAGCAUUAAGUGAGACACUUAGUGCACUAUAUGUGUGUGAUGUGUCGUCUCUAAAUGUCCUAAUUACUUAAUGGUCAUAUGAUGUCACAUGGUGACACUUAUCUGUGUUAUUUAAGCGGUUUAUGACAUCAUCUUUAACUAGAAAUCUGAACUGUUUUUACAUUUUAGUCUUUUACCUGAAACUUUGUGCACAAAAUUAAAGUGAAACGUUUUGAAAUAGCACAUGCGAGACCCCAAUAUCCCGCUGCUUUGUGCCUCUUUCUGUACAUUUAAUUAUUAGAACAUUUACGACAAAGGACUCAAUACGUCAUGACAAAGACAAAUACGUUUUUAAACCAGUUGGGCUCUGCUGGUCUAUCAUCAAGCAUCAAACGCCUUAAAAAUACUCCAAGUCAGUGUUUCCCAACUUGGCCCUUGGGAAUCAAAAAUGUGGUUCCGUCUGGCAGGGAGCUGGAAGGGAGAAAAGACUUGGACUGUCUGGGGCUCCCCGAGGACCAGACUGGGAAGUGCCGGUCUAAGUCUAUACUCAACUCACGAGAGCCCAUCACCCUUCUGAUUUAUUAAUAACCAUUUACAUCCCCGAGGAAACCAUUUACCAGCUCGACUGGCAGCCAGGCAAAGACAGCGGAAUGUGCUCCACAAAGUAAAGGCACAAUAGUAGGUAGGUAAACACUGACGUAAAAGCACAGUGACCUUGGCAAUGGAAGCACACAACAGAUACUCACAGGAGAGACAAGCAGACAGCAGACGGACUCAGGAGAAUGACAGCUUGUGUUUUCAGCAAAUAGCAGGAUAAAAGACCCCAGACAUGCCAGGGGGAUCACAUUCAAAUAUCAUUUACAUUCAAAUAUCAUUCAUGUUGCUGCAUUGCCAGAAUAGAAGUGUGCACCACCAUUUAGAACAAAAACACAAGAGAGAAAGAGUUCAAUGUAGAGAAACUUCACUCUGUAAGUGACUUGCAUGGUGUUAAUGUUUAGCACAAAAUAAGCUUUGGGGGGGAGUGGAUGGGGGGGGGGAAAUGCGUUGUAUAUACUUUUAAAUUCUGCUAUGUGCUGCUGAGGAAUUUGUGCAUUGUCUAUUUUGUCAGCGUUUGUGUGUACGACUGAACAUCCCUUGUUUUAUUUAAGAAAAGGAAAGUAGUAUCAACGGUUGUUCAAAGUGCAAAUAUUACUCGUGAUGUUGAUAAAUGUUCUGCGACAAGAAGCAUUUUAAAAUAAAGCCGUUUUAUAUGCACAUAUACA